AUGGCAUCCCAGGUUCUGUUGAUACCGUGGGAUCCCACCUCCCCUGAUCAUGUCGAGCGGAUGGUGCAGCAACGCAUUGCAUGCGGAUGGAGCGUGGAAGACGUUGAAGGAUGGAGAGGUCGCCAAGAAAUUGGGACGUUGAACCUGCAAUGGAUUGUCUUCGAAGACUCAGAACCCGAUCGAGAUGCCAAAUUACUCAAGCAUACCCAGACAUAUCCCCAAGAACAAGAGCCGCUACUUGACUCGGCGAUUUUCUUUGGGGGUAAACCGCGAGCUGUUCCCCUACCUCAAAAAAAGUUUAUCCCAGUUGGCCAUAUUUCCUUGGGCCGUGUCCCUGCUGCCUAUGAAAAUCUCGGGGUGACUAACGAAGAAGGGGCGUACUGGAUCGGAAUACUCUACGUCUCACGUGCGCUUCAUGGAAGCGGAUUGGGACGAAAGACUAUGGACACUGUCGAGAACGUGGCGACUUCAGAGCCGUUGUGUGCUAAAAUACUGGCUCUGAAUGCUAUUACCACUGACGAUCCAGAAACGGUUGAGAAAUAUAAAGCUCUUGGGUUGGAGAUUCCACAGGCGAGUGAUAUUACUCUUCUAUUCUCCAACCACGAAUGGUAUGCUAGGAGGGGCUAUCAAACCUAUAACACCGAGGAAAAGGCGUUCUCGAAGGUUGACUCCACAGGAAAAACCUGGUGGUGGGGUGCUGUGUUUAUGAAGAAGCACAUCUAA
Lachnellula hyalina is the source of this 723-nucleotide messenger RNA. RefSeq lists its product as uncharacterized. Bases 1 to 723 code for a protein of 240 amino acids. The record is from RefSeq and is a predicted model, not a curated record. Gene Ontology annotation, molecular function: acyltransferase activity, transferring groups other than amino-acyl groups. Lineage: Eukaryota; Fungi; Ascomycota; Leotiomycetes; Helotiales; Lachnaceae. The transcript has 3 exons.